Molecule: messenger RNA, 423 nt
Organism: Ostertagia ostertagi
Lineage: Eukaryota; Metazoa; Nematoda; Chromadorea; Rhabditida; Trichostrongylidae
Source: the annotation of a GenBank genome assembly
AUGUUGUUUGCCCUUGUAGCGUUGCCAUUUCUUCUGGUGAACACUUUCGCCCAAGCAGGAAAAGCACAUUUCGACGAGUCAUUGAAGGAACUGUGCCAGGAGUUCUAUGAUGGCAUCAACGCUGGAAACAGGUAUGCGAAGAGGAAUGUCGCGAGAGUUCCGAGUAUUGGCAUAAGAACCACCUACACCGAAGCAUUGAUACUAAAAGUGCGAACUUAUCGGCUAUUCCGUAAAAGAGAUCAUCGUCGAAUAGAAGAACAAAUCUUAAUGACCUUAAAACAGCUUUACAAAAAAUGGAAACAACUGCAGCAGGUGUCCAAAUUUCCUCCAGGCACGGAGUAUGGAUGCCACUUUCUGCACCAGCCUUUCGACAGAGAUUAUUACAUCGUAAAAACUCUGUGCUUCUUUUAUCAAAGGAAGUAG